Molecule: messenger RNA, 1843 nt
Organism: Danaus plexippus (monarch butterfly)
Lineage: Eukaryota; Metazoa; Arthropoda; Insecta; Lepidoptera; Nymphalidae
Product: sterol O-acyltransferase 2
Exons: 10
Coding region: 311-1708 (465 amino acids)
Biological process (GO): cholesterol metabolic process
Cellular component (GO): endoplasmic reticulum membrane
Source: RefSeq, a predicted model, not a curated record
UUGUCAGAGCAGUCAUAUCAAGUGAACAAAUAUCUGUGAAUUUAUUAAUAUAAUAAUAUAUUGUUAUGACCUCUGACAACCCGCAAUAGUGCAAAGACAAAGUUCAUUCGCAACUCGUAACUAGCCGUGUAUAAUUGGGUCAUCAAUGAAAAUAACAGAGUAUAUUCGGACUCGUGUUUUAUGAAAUGUAUUAAUUUUCAAUUUGCUUUCCAAACACGUUUUGUUUGCUUGAUAUUCUUCAGAGUGGGAACAACAAUGUGUUAAAUAAUUAAAUAUUGUAUUUGUUUAAUUGACCUCGAAAAGAUAAAGAAUGAGUUUAAGAAAAACAAAGAACGUUCCAAAUAUCAUAGAAAAUGUUUCAUCACAUAAUGAGAAGACUAAAGAUCCAGAUUUUGUGUGUCGGGAGUCGCCGCUGACGGUCCUCUUCGAGCAGUCUUUACAUAUACAAGCCAUUUACCACAUAUUUGUCGUAAUACUCCUAAUACUGUUGUGUGAUACGGUCAUAUACGAUCUCAUUGAAACUGGAAAAAUCAACAUCGGAGUGUCGUCGGUGGUAUAUGGCUUCGGCGAUAUAAGUCGGGGAGCAAGGCUAUGGUUGUUCCAACUAGCCAUCGUCCUGAUCUUCUAUCCAGGGAUCAGAUUGUACGCAGCUGUGCGAAAAAUAAUCAAAGAUAACACAGUGCUUUGCAAAAUAUGGUCAAUAGUUGGAAUAACUGGUGUAGUACUCCUGGAAUUGUUACUCAUCGGAGUACCUGUGUGGGACCUGGCCAAAGAACACCUGGCACUAGGUUCGUCAACAGUGGUCACCUGUGAAAUGUUUCGCUUUGCUAUGAAAAUGUGCUCUGUAGCUGUUGCAUUGGCUGAAAGAUGUAACAACGGAAUAAAACCAGUACCUUCUUUUUCUCAUUAUGUUUACUUUUUAUUCGCACCAACGUUAAUCUACAAAGAUGUUUAUCCCAGAACCAAAAAAGUUAGAUGGGGCGUAGUUGUUGGUCACCUCUUAGAAGUUACGGCCAUAAUAUUUUACAAUAGUUUUCUAUGGGAACGAUUUAUAUUACCAUAUUGGUCUAAUUACGGGAAGGAACCAACGGUGGAAGCUGGUUUGGUGGUCCGAGGUAUGUUCGCUUGUAUACUGCCGGGAGUGAUAUCGUUCCUCUGUGGUUUUUAUCUCCUCUUGCACGCCUGGCAUAACGCGUUUGCUGAAAUGCUCACAUUCGGAGACAGGCUGUUUUACGAGGACUGGUGGACCACCUCCCGCUUUUCAAACUACUAUCGUGCUUGGAAUCGCGUUGUGCAUGCAUGGUUGCGCACUCAUAUCUACCAACCAUUGGCGCCUCGAGCUGGUCGCGCUAUAUCCACCUUCAUCGUCUUUUUUGUAUCGUCAAUUGCUCAUGAAGUCAUACUUAUAUUGUCCUUUGGGUUUUUCUACCCUGUGCUCGUAGUGGAAUUCGGUGUCUUUGGAGUCCUUAUGCUACCGCUGACUGCUAGUGGACGACGUUUCCCCAGGCUUUACAAUUUACUGAUGUGGCUGGUGCUUUUCAUAGGAAAUGGUCUUCUGUGGAGUUUGUAUGCAAUGGAAUAUUUCGCAAGAAAGAACUGCCCGAAAUUAGAAACAGACAAUUUCUUCGUUCCAAAAUCUUGGUCCUGUCCUGAAGUGGUUUUAAAACCAAACUGGGCAUUUCAAAAUCCUUUCAACAUUAUUUUUUAAUUGUAUUAUAUUCAAUGAUUUCCUUUACCUAGCUCAUUGUGCAAAUAUAUACAAAUAUAUAUUUGUGUUUCGCUUUUAAAUUGUCUAAUAAAAAUAUAUAUAUUAAAACUCAUAUCAAUUGCAACAUAAAGCAAC